Molecule: messenger RNA, 938 nt
Organism: Desarmillaria tabescens
Lineage: Eukaryota; Fungi; Basidiomycota; Agaricomycetes; Agaricales; Physalacriaceae
Exons: 7
Coding region: 1-798 (265 amino acids)
Source: RefSeq, a predicted model, not a curated record
AUGGAUGCGACACGUGAUGGGCUAAGUCCAGAAGACGGGCUAAAUUCUGAAGAACUGUUUGGCUUCGAGCCACCAGAAAUCAAGCCGCAGCAGGUCGGAGACUCACAGAGUUUUGAAGAGAGCUCCCUGCUUUACUCGGCCUUAAGUAGAACAAGCUGUGCAUCAUCCAACUUACAUGGUGCUCCAGAUCAAGGUCCGGGGUUUGCUGUUGAAGACACUAGUCUUUCCUUUCCUAGUGAAGCCACAGAAUCAUCCGGUGCAUUGCAGAGAAACACACAUCAUUCCGAUAUUGAAUCUCUUGAAUCCACGGACAAGCUUGGCAAUACGAAUAACGAACACGUUUCGAUGCAAUAUCUACGAGACCGUCAUACCAUAUUCUAUCCAAUGCCUCCAGCCUCUGUAUCGCCAUCCUCUUCGAACAACUUGCUACCAAGAUAUUUUUCUGGAGUACAGUCUUACAAGAGUCUCUAUAUGCCACCCGCUAUUCAAUACCUUCCAUCAUACAUUGCACCCAGUAUGAUGAUUUAUCUGGGACCAGCAGAGUCGGCUCAUAAUCCUUACCGUGCUCUCGCACCCCAAUACCAACCAAUCGAUGUGACACCGUCCCUUGCUUGGAGCUCUUCAACAGGAAAGCGGAAAAUCUCCUCAAUGCAAGACUGGGUUUCCGACCUGGAGUUUCACCCAUUGUCUGCGACAGUCCCUACCGAGCACCACCUAGUCAGCCACGCCAGCAAGGAAAUAUUGAACGAUCCCAAGACAAGCAUGUUGUUCUACUCUUCUUUAUACCUAGCCUUCUGAUAUAUUCCUAAGCUAUGUACCCGCGGAAAUCCCUCCUCCUUGCCUCCUCCCUUAGUGCACAAGUUGUACAUUUCAAUCUGUCACUACAUAACAUUCCCUGAUUGUUGGAAUUAUUGCAGUGGGAGGCUUGCAGUAGGUAU